Manis pentadactyla (Chinese pangolin) is the source of this 10266-nucleotide messenger RNA. It is a transcript of the gene PAG1, whose product is annotated as phosphoprotein membrane anchor with glycosphingolipid microdomains 1. Gene Ontology annotation, cellular component: plasma membrane; membrane raft. The transcript has 13 exons. NCBI's taxonomy places the organism in Eukaryota, Metazoa, Chordata, Mammalia, Pholidota, Manidae. Gene Ontology annotation, biological process: negative regulation of T cell activation; intracellular signal transduction. Bases 750 to 2057 code for a protein of 435 amino acids. The record is from RefSeq and is a predicted model, not a curated record.
UGGGCACCGCGGAACCGAGGCGGCUGGUGGAGCGGCAGCUCGGAUCUCUGCCCCCGCCACCGCCCGGGCAGUGCGAGGCCGGGGACUGCGCACAGCCGGAGCGCGGUUCCCCAAGAAGGCUCCCUGUCUCCUGCAUCCCAACUUUGUGACCACACUCAGGCUUUUUUAAAUUGAAUUGUCCUGGGUCAUCUCUCCAAGCGCCAGCUGCAUCUUUGAUUCCUGGGUCACCCACUGAAGGUCCCACCUUCUCUGAGCCACGGACUCUGAUUGUCCUACCACUCCAACCCUGUCUGGUUUAGAUGUCCCUUAUCUGCAUUCCCAAAACACAAGAUUGUUUUCGUAUUUCAGCAAUUGGGUGCAACUUCCAAGCUGCAAAAGAGUGACUUCAAGGCUUGUAGUUGACACCACUUUUCUGUGUUCAGGCAGAUUGACAGAAAACUGCUCUCCAUACUUUCCAUUCAUCUGCUGAGAUGCAACCACGUAACCUCCUGAAGCAUUUGUUGUCUGGCUAAGAAGAAGGAGAGAACUCUCACCACAGCAUUUCACAGCAAGCACAUUGCCAGAGCUUUGAAUACUUAUUUGGACAAGCAUUUCUCCAAGUGAGGAAAAUGAAGGCCUAGAUGGUGGAGAGGACUUUCCCAGAGCAAGGCGUUGAGUGGAGCCCCAGGAGGACACAGCCCUCUGCCCCCAUGUUACCACCUCUGAAGGGCUGACGACUCCAUCAGCUGGUGCCUCUUCCAACCGCCACCAUGGGGCCCUCCGGGAACAUGCUGGGCAGUGGACAAAUGCACAUUGUCCUAUGGGGGAGUUUGGCAGCUGUGGCCACUUUUCUCCUCAUCACCUUCCUCAUCUUCCUGUGUUCCAGUUGUGACAGAGAAAAGAAGCCAAAACAGCACAGCGGGGAUCACGAGAGCCUGAUGAACGUGCCGUCAGACAAGGAGAUGUUCAGCCAUUCAGUUACCAGCCUGGCCACAGAUGCUCCUGCAAGCAGUGAACAGAAUGGGCUACUCACCAACGGUGACAUUCUUUCAGAAGACAGCACUGUGACCUGCAUGCAGCAUUACGAGGAAGUGCAGACCUCUGCCUCGGACCUGCUGGAUUCCCAGGACAGCACGGGGAAGCCCAAGUGUCACCAGAGCCGGGAGCUGCCCCGCAUUCCCCCCGACAGCGGGGCGGACACGCUGCUCGGUGCCGGAAGUGCAGACAGGGACCAGGCUCUGGGCAUGGAGGGGCCGUACGAGGUGCUCAAGGACACUUCCUCCCAGGAAAAUAUGGUGGAGGACUGCUUGUAUGAGACCGUGAAAGAAAUGAAGGAGGUGACGGCAGCUGCUCCGCCAGGGAAGGGCCACAGCGCCAAGUCCAAGUCCACUUCGGCGCUGAAAGAGCCGCCGGGGCCCCAGGCCCAGGGCACGGCGGACUUCGCCGAGUACGCCUCGGUGGACAGGAACAAGAAGGGCCGGCAGAGCGCCAACGUGGAGAGUGUGCCUGGGGACCCGCGUGAUCCGGAGGAGGAGGCCCCGCCGCCUGUGCCUGUCAAACUCCUGGAUGAGAACGAGAACCUUCAGGAGAAGGAGGAGAGCAAGGCAGGAGGAGACGGGCCCGCGGAGGGGGCCGGGGAACCCAACAAGAGAUUUAGUUCAUUGUCGUAUAAAUCCCGGGAAGAAGACCCAACUCUGACAGAAGAAGAGAUCUCAGCCAUGUAUUCAUCAGUAAAUAAACCUGGACAGUCAGGAAAUAAAUCGGGACAGUCUCUUAAAACAUCAGAGUCCACCUACACCUCCAUCCAAAGAGCUGCUCAGAGAUCCCCCUCUUCCUGCAAUGAUCUCUAUGCUACUGUUAAAGACUUUGAGAAAACUCCAAACAGUGUCAGCACACCUCCACCAGAACGGAGACCCAGUGAGGAGCUGGAGCCCGAUUAUGAAGCAAUUCAGACUCUAAACAGAGAAGAAGAAAAGGCCACCCUGGAAACCAAUGACCACCAUGGCCUUGCCCCAAAGGAGAACGACUACGAGAGCAUUGGGGACUUGCAGCAGUGCAGGGAUAUCACCAGGCUUUAGCACCAGAAGACAACCCCAGAGAGCACAUGGUCAGCGAUUUGGGGCAUUUCUUCUGUGGAAGAUAAAAAGCAAUGAUCAGCCAAUACUGUAUAUGCUGCUUGCAUAAACUGAAGCAAGUGGCCGUGCAGUGAUUGUUUCCCAGUUUCAGAAACAGUGAGGUACACUCCUGGCUGCCCCCAGCAUGCCCUGCCUGCCAUGGGCACUGGCACACCCAAGCACAUCUUCCUCAUGCACCCUCACCCUCUGGAAAGAUCCCAGCUGCCUGUGGUUUCAGCCCAUCAGUAGCGAAAGCCGAAAUAUAGGGAAGAACAGUGUUCACGAAGAACCACACCUUCACCUCCCUAUAAUACUGCCAAUCACAAGAGCCAGGUUUUUUUUCCUUUCUUCCCUUCUUGUGCUGUUGGCUACCAAUAUUCAAAUGUAUGGCUUUCUUCUCUGUGAAAUCUUCUGAUUCUUAAUGGCUCAUUCCAAGAAACUUUCCAAGGCUUGGCCUCUGCUUUCAGUGUAGGUGUUAUAAGAUGGUAAGAAAUUGUGGUUGCUGGAGAUCAUCAGCUCACCAAUCCUCUUCACAGAGCUGGGAAUCCAAACCCUGCAGGUGGAUAGGUCUUGGGACGCCCCUGGGGCUCUUAAGGCCUUCGCUCCUUCUGAUUUUGGCACUCCACAUCAGCAGCCUCUCCCAAAGUACUUGAAAUCAUGUUUAGAUGCUUUAUUUUAUUUUUCUAAUCAUAUAGUUUUUUCCCCCAGUAUUUGAAACUCUUCAGAGCCUUUUCAGUAUUUUCAAUGAAUAUUGUGGUACUUAUAUACUUGUUUUAGCCCAGAGCUCACUCCUCCAAAAUAGAGAGCCUUAAUCUCUAUGUUGAGACACAGACCACAUAUUUGGACUGCAGUCUGGCGUCCAUCUCUGAAGGGCUGUGGACUUGAAUGUGUAUUUCUGAUGAUCUCUGCUACCACACCAACAGUGUGGUUUCAUAAGUUAACUGCUACCCUAAGGUAAUCUAUCUAAAAUUAAAAUGCACACAUUUAUUUUUGUUAUAUAAAUUUAUAAGAUGUUUUAUGUUUAAUGCCUAAUUUCUAGAAAGUGCCAGAGAAAAAUGUAUAUCAACUAUUUUGGUUUUCUGUACAAUGAUUUAUACUCUCAUUUUGAAAAGAUACCAUAAAGCACAUCAAGCUAAUUAUAAAUAGUUGUUAUCUUUUUUCUAAUCAAGUGUUUAAAACAAUGAAGGUUUUUAAAGACUCAACUUUUCAAAUGGUACUUGGAGCUUCUGGUCAAAAUUAUCUGGCUCACUGGAGAAAUAAGUGGAAUCAACAAAAUGAUUAUUUUCAGUGGUUUGUGGUGGAUAAUACUAAAAUAAUUUGAAAUGGUAAACUGGAAAGAAUAACAGUCUAUGAGUAGGGAGGACUGUGACUUAUUAGCCUCAUGAAGGUAUUUUAUAAUUCCACUAUGGUUGAGUUACAUUUUUAAGAAAACAAUGAAGAGUUCUGCAGUCCAGCGCUUGCAAAUGCAAAUCGCCUAUUGGGAUUUUUUUUUUCCUUCAUUUUAUAAAAAGCAGCGGCUGAAAUAACUCAGAUUAAGAAAUCAGCCUGGUUUGAAUUUAAUCAUCUCUUUACAUUUUAUAAGGCCAACAUUGGAAAAGUUGUUCACUUUCUGAUUUAAAAGGAACCUGGUUGAAAUGCUCUUAUACCAUGUGGCUACCGAAAGGGAGUUUUUCCUACACUAUGAUAAAGGGGGAAAGCAGGCAAUUAUUCUAAACCACUGUGACAUCUGUGACUUUUCAGAUUGAAUAAUCUUAUGGUUAUGAUAAAGAACACAAUUGGAAGGAUGAAGCACCUUGAAAAUUCUAGGCACCAGCUCACUGGCAUGUUUUCUCCAUCCCUUGCGUUCACCGCUGGGUUUUGCCACUGCUCUGUAAUACAGUUUUGAUAUUGUAAAGUGCGCUGUUGGGGUAAACCGGUUGGUUGUCAUUAUUUGUGCAAUCAGCCUGGUCUCCCCAUGAAGACUUUGUGUGCCUAAGCACAACUGCCAUUGACUAGAAGAUAAUGGCAGAAUACCCUUGGAUUAGGGAGAGUUUACCAGGAAGGCACAAGCCUUGCUCUCUGAAUUCAUGCCCUUCAGAAGCACUGUUUUCCUGGUGAUUGAAUGAGUGUGACCCAACAGUCCCCAUGUAACGGGGUUCCUUUGGUACUAUGCAUGCUGCCGUGAUGUCCUUUAUCAGCCCUUGACCACACGAAAGUUUUAUUGUAUUUCAUGUCUUACUCAUUGCUGAGGAAGUGUGUAUGAUCUCUAAAGUGUAAAACUGUUUCUAGAGACAGAAACUCUUCAUAAACCAUCAUAUCAACUUGAAAUGUCAUUACCAGAAUUUCCCCUGUAAGUUUUCAAAGAAAGGCUAUGCAACGUAGGUAUAAUAUAUGCACUGAAAUGUCUCUCUUGACUGGCCAACCCAUGCUAAAACUAAGUUGCGAUAUAAAGUAUUGAAAGUGUACUUUAAAAGGAACUAUAAGGCCCUCCAGUACUAAUUCUAAAAGAAUAAGUGAUAACAGCCCAUGAGGGUUGGAGGGAGGAGCAGAGUCAGCUUGAGGAGACAGCUCUGCUCUUUAGACCUGUGAGUACCUCACUGAGGUACAUUUAUGGAGGUAGUUUCACUGUUUGGACCUUACAGUACUGUAUUUCAUAAAUGUCAUCAUCACUUUCAAUUCAUUUUUUGGAAAAUUUGAGGUAGAAUCUUUGACUUGGACAAUAGCCUAUGAUUUCUUUAGAAAAGUUUCAUGUUAAGCUAAGUGCUACGAAGUUGAAGUAUAUGAAAGGCAAUAUAAAAAAAGAAUUUACCGUGUCUUUUAAAUUCAACUUUGACAUCCAUAUUACCCAUUCAAUUAUAAUAACUUAUGUUAUGUGAAAUUAAAAAAAAAAAGAUAAAAAUUUUUAGAAAGUUUUUUUCUCAUUGAUCAGAAUUAUAAACUGAUCUUGCCUAAAAGUAGAGUCUCUGUUUUUAUUUAGAUAUUUUGAAAGUUUAGAAGAAUUUUUUUAUGAUGCUUUUACUCUUUCUCACAUAGAGUCAGCAGGAAAAUAUAACCUGUUUUCAUGUGAAAUAUUUGAAGAAAUUUUAAAUUCCAGAAGAAGGUAAUUUUUCCAAUAUGUUUGGCCACAUACAUUUUUUUCCUGUCCUGCACUAAAUUAUAUCAUUGUCUAUUAAAGAUUUUGAAGUCACUACUCUCCUUUAUGGGAAAAGACUAACUACUGAUUUAUCUGCCCUCAAAAUCCAAGAGUUAAUUCUAAUUGAUGCUAAAUUAAGAGUAUGUAGUGAACACUAAUAACUAAAAUUUAACCUCAGCAUAUCACUAUAUCUGUUUCUUGUAUUUGACUUUCAUUUUUCUAAUUAGAGCAUUUGCUUACUUUAUAGUAACAAAUUAUAUGUAUAUGAUAUAUACUGGAUAUAUCAUAUACACACACAUAUACAUAUAUACACAUGUAUAUAUAUAAAGUUGCUCUGGUGCUUAAUUAAUGAGGAUGCAUCCUACUUUGUAUUUUGAAUGUUUGUCCUACUAGUGUGAUGGCUGUUGUCGUAAAAGCAGCAUAGAAAAAACAAUUCUCCAAUAGUUUUCAAUCAGUAAUUACAGGAGAACCUUCUUAAAUUGCCCUGAUUAAAUUUUUCUAGUUAAUAAAUUCAGAUUUUAAAUCGUGUCCAUUAUUUUCUUAGCUAAAAAAUAGUGGAAGUUGGGGGCAGGGUUAAAAUAGUUUUAUUAUAUAUGUGACUCACUACAUAGUCAACGUCACAAGAGGAGACAAAAAUGGUGUCAUUCUCAGAUAGGUGAUUGAGAAGAGAUUCGGCUGAAGGGAACACGAGCUGCAGCACGGUGGCCCCCACCCCCCACCCCCAGGUGGUAGCCGCAGAGGCCCAUUGCCACAGGAUGGCAUUUCAAUUCCUUCUCUUCAGAAACCAUGAGGGCUUACCACAGACUCAACAGGCCACAUCACAGCAUGAUGUGCAAUGAUAGCAGCUAUGAGAUGAUGCCAUGGCCGUAAUCCCAGAGCUUCAGUUCAAGACUGAUUUAGGACUUUGUAAAUGAGUGAAUGACAUUUUUUUAGUGCUCCUUGUAAUAGUUGAUAUGUCCCAUGUGACCUAGUGAUGCGUAUCCAGCAGCCUAGCUCUGACCACUGAAAGCACGGGAGGUACCACUGGUCAUUUCCUGGAAAUCCUAACAGGCUUAUUGUGCUGUGUCACUGGGAAAGGUUAAUGUGUAAUGUUUGGUGUUAGUAAGUGUCAGUGUGAAAAAUAGGAACAUAUGUCUAUAAUAUCAAAUAUGGCUUCUUUUUGCAGUGAAAUCUAAAUUCCUUGUCCUGUGGUAGUAUUUUCUUGCUCUGUGUUGUCCCUUUUCUAAAUAUAUUAUUCUUGACAGUGGCAUUAGACAAAUUGGACACACUUAGAAAGUGUUUGACUUAAAAAGGUCAGUCCAGAAACCAUGAUAAAUUGGAGUCUUCAUCUGGAAUUACUGAAGUAAAUUUUUCUAAUUAGAAACCAUGGUUCCAAAGAGAACAAAUAUUCAUAAGUGGUUCUUUUUUUCCUACUGCUCAUUUUUAAGUCUGUUUAUAUCCAGGCUAUACUAUUAUAAAGUAUUUUAAUGUUUUCCCAAGUUCUUCUUUUAUUUAAAUAAGAAAUAGUAGUUGAGAUUCCUCUUAAUGCCAGAUGAGAUGAGAAAUACAAUUUUUGUUAAGAAGGCAAUUAUUUUUAUGCAUUCAAUUUGGUAAUGAUUUAUCUUAAUGCAGUUAGAUGAGAUUUCACUUGCCACUUAUAUACUAUGGGUAUUCAUUUUUCAAAUGUAUUGUACUCUAGUUGUCUCAGGUCACCUUGUGUAAUGGAUUAUAAAGCCUGGUAAUUGUCAUUCCUCAGACUUCUGUAUGUUAAACUGGCAACAGUAAAAUGUUUUAAUGUUGUUACCUUUUACUAUUGUAUUAAUAUGCCUCAUGUUUUCAGGGGAAGUUUGAAAUGUAGCUAAACAAAUAGUAAUUUUUAUUUCAUUGUUUAUACAUUUUUUUUCUCAUAACAAUAGUUUCUGUAUGGUCUGUUAGGUGAUCCCAAUCAGUUCAAAGUACUCCUUUUACUCAAAAAUGCUUCACAACACUUAGCAGCACCUUGAUUCACUGUCUCAAAAAGUCUUUGUAAUGGUCAAAUUGUUCAGUUCACAGAUGAGUAGGAAAGCUGUUUUCAGUAUUGGGAAUUUUUAAACAUCAGUUUUAGGUCCAAAAAUACCUCUUAUUCUCUCAACAUCUUAUAAUUUUUUCCCCUCCCUAACUCUAGUCCAUUUAAGGAUCAAGUCUAAAGAAUUAAUUAAUGAGGAUACAUCCUACUUUGUAUUUUAUAUCAUGAAGCCCCCCUUUCUUCCAGCCUCACUUUGACUCCUGCACAGAGGACUGUCUGUCACUUAUAUAGCAUGACCCCAGGGCCCCUUCCCCACCCCAAGGCCUGUGUCUGACAUUCACAGGACAUCCCACCCAUCACAAUCCUCAGUAUCCCAGGCCCUGCAUGCCUAGCAGGUUAUCCAAACCACUGCCUGGCCUGUGAGCAGAGAGCUCUGCCUAGCUCCCCUUUCCCAUGUCACUCACUGCCCAGAUAAGGCCACAGAUCCACCUAGGGAAGCAGACGCUGAGGUCAUUUGCCAUGAGCUGUGAUAAUCACACCUUUCAUGAGAAUGUUGGCACUAAAGGGCCAUGGAAAAGAACUUUUAAAAAGUUCUAUUGAGGACUCAAACUCACGAAUGCAGAAAAAGUAGCCCCAUGCACUAGCCAAGAGAGUGUACCUGCUCUCCACCAUGACGUCUCGAGAGGCUUAUGUCUCCUCGAGUUCCAGGGAAGGUGAAUCCUUGAAACAGAAGACCAAUACUUAACUGUAAGUAGAAGGACACUGAUUAUUAUAAGGGAAGGGGGAACCCUUUCUCAUAAGAAUUAAUCAUUUAUAAGGUAAAUUGAGUGUAACAAUUUUUAACCAUGUAGCUGUUGCACCCCAUCCUCAGGAAUAGUGCUUAUGAAUCAUGUUAGUUAUAACUAGUUUCAUCUACCCUACCAGGUCUCAAGGAAAUGAGAAUGUUCGACUAUCUGACUGUGGAGGUGCCAGAUAUGGAGAAUAACUUGGCCAUUUAUAGACAAACUAUCUGAUGUUUGGAGUGAGAAGCCAAAUACCUUUUAAGUGCUCCCACAGGUGGACAGGUGACACAGUAGCUAAGAGUUUAAUGUUCUACACAACUAAAGAUCCAGGGUAUUUAGUUUUGAUUUAAACUUCACCCUACGUCAUCAUAGUUAAUUACUCAAAUAGGAAGUCUAGAGUAUAAUUUUUUUCCAAAUUUACAGAAUAAAUAUCUGUUCAUUCUCUUUAUACAUUUAAUUUUUAAAAGUCCCCCUUCUAUACCAGUUUGGCACCCUUAAUAGAACAAUUAAGGCUAAAACAGACAUAAGCCUUGGCCCUGGGGCUGCAGUUCAGAUCCAUCUUGUUGCAGUAACUGGUUUGGUUUUGCUUUCUUUUUUUUAACUUAAGCUGGAAACCAUGAGUUUAAAACAAACUCCUUUUCCUUUCUUAAAUUUAAGGAAACAAAAAUAAAAUGUAACUUUAGCUUCCCAUUUAGACAGUAAAGACUUUCCUGAAAGAUCUCAAUGCCUUUCCCUAGGUGAAGAGACUGAACACCCGAGUCUACCUUUGAACAUUCCUUUGACAAGUUUUUAUGUGUUUUUAAUGUCCAUAAAUGAAUCUGACAUGAUGCUCAUGACCCAUCCUAUCAGCUUGCUUCCUUUUUUUUUUGGCAUUUAAUUUCUGAAUAUAAGCUUCUCUUGUUUUCCCUGGAGCCAUACUAGAAAUUUAAUUCCUAUGGGAAUGACUGCCUGCUGAUUUCCCUGACAAUGGGCAGCACCAUUAACAUGCUUGCCUCUCAGGGAGAAGCAUGUGAAAAGUGUCAGGAAAGCUGAAUUUUAUGUCCAAAUCUACAAGUAUCGAGAGAGGCCUGUAUGUGUCAGAUUUUGACUUUUUUUUUUAUUUCUUUUUUUUCUCUGAGUAUCAACUACAUAUUUGAUCCUGGGGGCAAAUAGUGUAGGGAUCAGAAGUAAAAGUUGAACUAAGUGAUAUGGACAAGACUUUCCACCUCUGUGUAUCUCAGUUUGUAUUUCUGGAAAAGUUGUUACCCUAACUCCCUAUCUACCACCCUAAUUCUCUUAGGGAGCAAACUGUGUAAAAAUAAGAAAUAGUAUCUCUAAGAUUUAAAUUAUUACUUAGAUGUUUUCCUCUUUGUAAACUUGGGAAUAAACCUGGUUUGUGCAUAGCAUAUGGCCACUAAAGCUAUAAUUUGUAGGUAAUGAGACACAUUCUUUUGAGUAUGUUUCAUUUAAAGACUUUUAACUUUGUUUAAUUGAGAAAAGAAACUCCUCAUAAUGAAAAAACAAAACCAACGAAAGACUUCCAUAAACUCUUUCUAGAAAAGUGUAGCAUCAGUCUAACACCUACCCCAGAGUGUUCAUUUCUUGUCGAUAGUAUUUCAACAAUGGGAGAAUUUUUCCUUGGAAAACUGAAUUGAGGUGUUGAAUUAAAUUCUCAGAGGGGACAAUUUAGGUUAAACCCUGGUUUUAGAGAAAAGAGCUCAUGCUCUGUGCUCUCUCUUCCAGCAUUGACUUUACCAUGCAACCUUGAGCAAAUGUUUUAACUGCUCUGUGCCUCAGUUUCUCCAUAUACAAAAUGGGGAUAAUGAUACCAACCACUGCCUACCUCAUAGGGAUGUUAUGGGGACAAAUGAUAUAAUAUAGAUAAACACAAAUGCUUUGCCCUCUGGAAGAAAGGUGCUAUAUAAAUUGAAGUUACGUUGUUUUUAAUGAUCCAAUUAUUAUGUUUAAAUAAUAGCAAUACUGUUAGUCAUAUUAACAAGAAGUUUCAAAUUGAUGCAUAUUUACAAUUCUCUUCUGUGGCCAGAUCUUGAUCAUUCAUCCAAUAAUAGUACCUAAGGAACUGAAAUGGGGUAUUUGUUUCCUGUGUGUUUCUGCCCAUAGUAUUUCCAUUCUGAAUAUUCCCCAAAAGCUGGAGUUUAAUUUGUAAUAUCUUAUAGUUUACAUGUAAUGAACCAUAUUCAAGAUGUGUGUAAAAGUAUAAUUAUAUGUAAAUAGCAGGUGCACUGUAAUUAAAGGCACUUAUCAAAUUGUCUUUUGUUCUUUUUUAAUUGCAAUAAAUGUCAAUUUUAUAUAAAA